CGCCGCGAGGGCGGGGGCCCCACUUCCGGGCGGCGGAAGGAGACGCGGCCGCGUGAGGACGAGGCGAUUUGAAAACACGCUCUGGGAGCCAGCGAAAAGCCUGCGGCCGGCGGUACACGGCGUGGUCCCGUGGGGCUUGGCGCUCGCUCCCUCUCCGCCUUGUCUCCGCGGUCCGGCUAGGUCCGGGCUUUCAGCACUCAAGAAUGACCAAAAAAAGGAAACGCCAAGAUGACUUUCAAAAAGUAAAAUUAAAAGUUGGUAAAAAGAAGCCUAAAUUAGAGAAUGCUACGGCCACACACUUCAAGACAAAGGCCAUACAUGUGCCCGAACAACUUAAAGAGGACAGAACGCUUCCAACCAACAAUAGAAAACUUAACAUAAAGGAUUUGCUGUCACAGAUGCAUCACUAUAAUGCUGGUGUUAAACAAAGUGCUCUUCUCGGACUUAAAGACCUUUUGUCUCAAUACCCAUUUAUAAUUGAUGCACACCUUUCAAACAUAUUAAGUGAAGUGACUGCUGUGUUUACAGAUAGAGAUGCUAAUGUACGAUUAGCAGCAGUUCAACUUCUUCAAUUCCUGGCCCCCAAAAUACGAACUGAACAAAUUUCUCCAUUUUUCCCUUUGGUAAGUGCCCAUCUCUCUAGUGCCAUGACUCACAUUACUGAAGGAAUUCAGGAGGACUCUUUAAAAGUUUUGGACGUACUGCUGGAACAUUACCCAGCUCUCAUUACUGGCCGCAGCAGUAUAUUGCUUAAGAAUUUUGUAGAACUCAUUUCUCAUCAGCAGCUGUCCAAAGGACUGGUAAAUAGAGACAGAUCCCAGUCCUGGAUACUUUCCGUAAAUCCUAACCGGAGAGUCACUUCUCAGCAAUGGAGGCUGAAAGUCUUAGCGAGACUCAGUAAAUUCCUUCAGGCCUUGGCAGAUGGAUCCAGUAGGUUGAGAGAAAGUGAAGGACUUCAGGAACAAAAAGAAACUCCCCAUGCCACUAGCAACUCCAUUUUUAUCAACUGGAAGGAUCAUGCCAGCGACCAGCAACAGAUCCAGGUUUAUGAAAAUGGGGGUUCACAGCCAAAUGUCAGUUCACAGUUCAGGCUACGGUACUUGGGAGCACUAGGUGCUGUGGAUGAAGACCUGUCAUCCCCUGAAAAUCUGAAAGGAUUCAUUGAGAUUAUAAUUCCAUUGCUAAUUGAAUGCUGGAUUGAAGCUUUGCCUCCACAAUUAGCCGCUUCUGUUGGAAAUGGUGUAGAGCGAGAGCCUCUACAGGUUAUGCAGCAAGUCCUGAAUGUCAUUUCCCUGCUGUGGAAACUCUCCAAACAGCAGGAUGAAACCCAUACAUUGGAGUCAUGGCUUCGAAAGAAUUACCUUACUGAUUUCAAACAUCAUUUUAUGAGCCAUUUUCCAUAUGCCUUAAAAGAAAUAACCAAGCAACGAAAGAAAGAGACAAAUAAAAGCAUCAAGCAUUGCACGGUUCUCUCCAAUAAUGUAGAUCAUCUUUUACUGAAUUUAACGCUGUCUGAUAUCAUGGUCUCGCUGGCAAAUGCCUCAACUUUGCAGAAUGAUUCCAGUUGGAUAGAAACGAUAAGGAAAUUUGUGACGGAGACCCUUAAAGGUGGUGCUAGGCUGAACAGUAAACAGCUGAACAGAUUGCUUGGAGUCUCCUGGAGGCUGAUACAGAUGCAACCAAACAGAGAGGCUACAGAGAAUCUCAUUAAGGCAGUGUAUACGCUGUAUCAGCAGAGAGGCCUGCUUCUUCCAGUUAGGACUUUGUUAAUCAAAUUUUUCAGUAAAAUCUAUCAGAAAGAAGAACUGAGGUCUUACAGAUUGAGGUACCGAAGCAGAGUGCUAUCCCGUUGGCUGGCUGGCCUCCCAUUGCAGCUUUCUCACCUUGGCUCCCGAAACCCUGAGCUGUCCACACAACUGAUUGAUAUCAUUCAUACUGCUGCAGCACAAGCAAAUAAGGACUUACUGAAAAGCUUACAAGCUGCUGCUCUACGAAUUUAUGAUCCACAAGAAGGCGCUGUGGUGGUUCUUCCUGCAGAGUCUCAGCAGCGUCUGGUUCAGCUUUUGUAUUUUCUGCCUUCUCUGCCUGCUGAUUUGCUUUCUCGGUUAAGUCGGUGCUGCAUUAUGGGGAGACUCGGUUCAAGUUUGGCUGCCACACUUAUUGGAAUACUGUACAUGAGAUCGUCCUUUUCUGGAUGGAGCCACUCGGUUAAUGACUACUUAAUGACAGAUGUGGACUAUCUCAGCUUCUUAUUUUCCACACUUACAGGGUUUUCAAAAGAGGAGUUGGCCUGGCUUCAGAACCUUCGAGGAGUUCCUCAUGUCAUCCAGACAUCGCUUUCCCCUGUGCUUCUCUACCUUACAGACUUGGACCAGUUUUUACACCAUUGGGAUAUAACAGAGGCAGUUUGUCACAGUUUAUUGGUUAUUCCUGCCCGAAGCCAGAGCUUUGACAUCAUGCAAAGUGCCAUCAGUAAGCAUUUGGUUGGGUUGACUGUAAUUCCUGACAGCACAGCUGGCUGUAUAUUUGGAGUGAUGUGUAAACUCCUGGAUCAUACGUGUGUAGUUAGUGACUCUCUCCUGCCAUUCCUGGCUUCUUGUUGCUACAGCCUUCUUUAUUUUCUGCUUACUCUAGAGAAAGGGGAAGCGGAACAUAUGAAAAAGAGGGACAAGCUGUGGGGUGUUUGUGUCUCCAUCCUGGCCCUCCUGCCUCGAGUCCUCAGGUUGAUGCUGCAGAGUCUGCGGGUGAACAGAGCUUCUCCUGAGGAGCUGCCUAUUGUGGGCCAGCUGCUCCGCCUGCUGCUUCAGCAUGUUCCCCUCAGGACGCACAUGCUGACCAAUGCCAUCCUCGUGCAGCAGAUCAUCAAGAAUAUCACGACUUUGAAGAGUGGCAGUGUUCAGGAGCAGUGGCUUACAGACUUACAUUACUGCUUCAGCAUGUAUAUCAGUGGCCAUCCCCAGGGGCCAAGUAUAUUGAAUGCAUUGUAUUGAAAAAGCACCAUGGUACCUCCUGUUUGAAAUUGUUCAUGCACAUCCAUUUUAUUUUGAAGAAAGACUGAUGUAACAGAUGUUUGUCAUUAAAGCUAAACUUUUAAAGAA
Molecule: messenger RNA, 3098 nt
Organism: Peromyscus leucopus (white-footed mouse)
Lineage: Eukaryota; Metazoa; Chordata; Mammalia; Rodentia; Cricetidae
Gene: Tex10
Product: testis expressed 10
Exons: 15
Coding region: 204-2990 (928 amino acids)
Cellular component (GO): MLL1 complex; nucleus
Source: RefSeq, a predicted model, not a curated record